Molecule: messenger RNA, 844 nt
Organism: Grammomys surdaster
Lineage: Eukaryota; Metazoa; Chordata; Mammalia; Rodentia; Muridae
Gene: Bex4
Product: brain expressed X-linked 4
Exons: 3
Coding region: 258-614 (118 amino acids)
Cellular component (GO): nucleus; cytoplasm
Source: RefSeq, a predicted model, not a curated record
AGCCCACGCAGGCUCACACCCCUCGCUGGGUCUCGGACCUGCCCUGGCUCACUCUCUUCCAGCCCGCCAUCCCUAACGGAGGCACCUGUUCCUGGUGGCGCAGCUCCUGGUGGCGCAGAGCGCGCGGGCCCGGGCGGCGCGGAAAGCAGCAGCAGGAGGAGGAAGAGCGGAGCAGGUCCGAGGAGCAGAAGCUUCGCAGCACACCUGGUGGUGAGCAUCUCUAGCAAGAGGAGAAGGCAAGGAUAGGCCCAGGAGUAAUGGCGUCCAAAGUCAAACAAGUCAUACUGGAUCUCACUGUGGAGAAAGACAAAAAGGACAAAAAAGGUGGGAAGGCCUCCAAACCAAGUGAAGAAGAAUCCCACCAUCUGGAAGAGGUUGAAAACAAGAAGCCUGGGGGAAAUGUCAGAAGGAAAGUCAGGCGACUUGUGCCUAACUUUCUGUGGGCCAUUCCUAAUAGACAUGUUGAUCACAAUGAAGGGGGAGAAGAUGUUGGGAGAUUUGUAGUGCAGGGGACGGAAGUCAAGAGAAAGAGUAAGGAGCAGCAGACUAGGCCUUACAGGCGUUUCCGAACACCGGAACCUGACAAUCAUUACGACUUUUGCCUCAUACCUUGAAAUCUAAGAUUUUUUUUCUGGGCUCAUAAAAUGGCUACUGUUUUACAGGCUUGUAUCUAGUGGGGUAUUUUUUCUGUAAACUUUUGGUGUUUCCACUUAACGGUUUCUACAUAAACAUUGUUUAAUAGUUGCAUUUAAUUCUAAACAUUCCUAUCAGCAUGGCAAUUUAACCCAUUUUAGAAAAAUAUCUUUUUCAUAAUUUGAAAUUAAUAAAGCAAUUUAAAAAGCAA